AUUUUGAUAGACAUAACCUUACACUUGCCACAAAGAUCUGCUGAUUUCUAAAUUGUCGUUCGAUUUGCAAAAAUUCAUAGUGAAAAUUAUUCCUGACAGAAUGCAUAAACUCAAGUCGUCCCAAAGAGAAAAAGUUAAAAAAUUUAUAUCCUUCACGCAGACUGGCGAGAAUACAGCAAUCUAUUGCCUUACCCAAAACGAUUGGAAAUUAGACUUAGCCAGUGAUAAUUACUUUCAGAAUCCAGAUGCUUACUAUAAGGAACCCAGAAACGUCGAUAAAAAGAAGCUGGAGACUUUGUACAACAGAUACAAGGACCCAAAUGAACCAGACAAAAUCACAGUCGAUGGGAUUAUGAAGUUCUUGGAUGAUUUGGGUCUUCCGCCUGAAUCAAAACUUGUGCUCAUAAUAGCGUGGAAAUUUAAAGCUGCUACUCAGUGCGAAUUCACGAGAGAUGAAUUCAUCAACGGUAUGACGGAAUUAGGUUGUGAUAAUAUCGAUAAGUUAAAAGCUAGACUACCGACAUUAGAAAAUGAAAUUCGAGAUAAUUACAAAUUUAAGGACUUUUAUCACUUUACUUUUAAUUACGCGAAAAAUCCGGGUCAGAAAGGACUAGAUCUUGAUAUGGCCAUUGCCUAUUGGAACAUUGUACUCAAAGGAAAAUUUAAAUUCCUUGAUCUGUGGUGCACGUUUUUACAGGAGAACCAUAAGAGAUCGAUUCCAAAAGAUACCUGGAAUCUCUUACUAGAUUUUGCUCAACAAAUUGCGGAUGAUAUGAGUAAUUAUGAUGAAGAAGGCGCAUGGCCCGUCCUUAUUGAUGAUUUCGUUGAGUGGGCUUCAACGAGAACAAAAGAAAACCAAGAACAUAGUACCAGCCAACUUGAUUAGCAAAACUAUUUAUUUGAAGAACAAUGUGCCGAAGAUCAGACUUGGAUGACAUUAAACUGUUUUAAAUUAUAAUUUCAUUUUUUCAUUCACUUCCUUGUUUGGAAGUGUCAGCAAAUGAUGGCAAGUGAAACUAAUCCGUCGCGUGAGGUUGCUUCUACAGUAAAGUAGAUAUGCGCUUUUAGUAUUGUUGAAUAAAAUUUAAUACAAAUAUUGUAGCGGAUUGUGCGUUCAUUAAUAUUUUUGUCUGUUGUGAAAGUUUUUUCUAAUUACCUUGUAUUAUAAGUAACUGUUGCGACGGUUCCAUUUUAAUGUCAUGCGGUCUGCUUUCGUUUUAUUUAUUAAAAAAAACUAGAUAAAAAUUGUAAAUAGAGUACAUUAUAAAGAAAUUUUGAGCACUAAAUUGUAAAUUUUCAUCAGCUGUAAUAAAUAAUUAUAUUGUUUUUAAAUAAAUUUGGUGUGGUUA
Messenger RNA from Zophobas morio, 1349 nucleotides. RefSeq names its product DCN1-like protein 2 (gene SCCRO). The transcript is spliced from 3 exons. Lineage: Eukaryota; Metazoa; Arthropoda; Insecta; Coleoptera; Tenebrionidae. The coding region runs from base 101 to 886 and encodes 261 amino acids. Gene Ontology annotation, biological process: protein neddylation. Gene Ontology annotation, cellular component: ubiquitin ligase complex. The record is from RefSeq and is a predicted model, not a curated record. Gene Ontology annotation, molecular function: ubiquitin-like protein binding; cullin family protein binding; ubiquitin conjugating enzyme binding.